This is a messenger RNA of Closterium sp. Yama58-4, 2376 nucleotides long. The record is from the annotation of a GenBank genome assembly. Lineage: Eukaryota; Viridiplantae; Streptophyta; Zygnematophyceae; Desmidiales; Closteriaceae.
AUGGAUGUGUUGGUGGGGCUGGUGGCACCAUGGCCCAAAAAAGGGGAGCUGACGCUACAGCAGCGCAUGUAUGUGCUGGUGGGGGUGGCACGGGGGUUGGAGUACCUCCACCAGUUUGACAUCGUGCAUCGAGACAUCAAGCCCGACAACGUCUUGCUCGAUGCUAAGAUGCAGCUCGCCGUCCGCCGUUCGCCGCGCGAGGUUAGCCGCAGCUUCCCGCUCGCCACUCGCGUGCCCUCCCUCUCGCGUUCGCCUCCCCGCGCGCUCUCCUCUCGCUUUCCCCGCGCGGCCUCCUCACGCCUCCCCGCGCGCUCGACUCUCGCUUUCCCCGCGCUGCCUCCUCUCACCUCCACGCGCGGCCUCCUCUCGCCUCCACGCGCGGCCUCCUCUCGCCUUGCCGCGCGGCCUCCUCUCGCCUUGCCGCGCGUUCUCCUCUCGCCUCCCCGCGCGUUCUCCUCUCGCCUCCCCGCGCCUCCUCCUCUCACCUCCCCGCGCCUCCUCCUCUUGCCUCCCCGCGCUCUCCCAACGCCUUCCCACGCGCGCGAAUCUCGCCUCCCCGCGCUCUCCUCUCGCCUCCCCGCGCUCUCCUCUCUCCUCCCCGCGCUCUCCUCUCGCCUCCCCGCGCGUGCGACUCUCGCCUCCCCGCGCGGCCUCCUCUCGCCUCCACGCGCGGCCUCCUCUCGCUUUCCCGCGCAUGGAAUGCCUAGCCAGCGUUGUCGGCUUCACCCUGCCUCCCGUCGCUGCCUCUCCGCGUCUCGGCGGCCUCCUUUCGCGAGCUGCAUUCGGAUAAGGCCCUCGGCCCCCUCUCACUCUCUUGCAACGGCUGUGCUUCCGCAUCCCCGCUGCACCCCCCUUGAACGCCCUCACUUCCCCACCUGUACGCCCUCGUUUUCCCUCCCUGCUUGCCCUCGUUUCCCCACCUUGCACGCCCUCAUUUUCUCCCUUGUACGCCUUUUUUUCCCCCUUGCACGAUCGCAUUUCUCCCCCUGCUUGCCCUCAAUGCUCCCCUGCUUGCCCUCAUUUCUCCCCUUCUCCUCUUCCCGCCACCCCCACUCCUCCCGCCAUGCCUUCUCCUCCUCCCGCCACCCCCUCUCCUCCUCCCACCAUGACUUCUCCCACCAUGCCUUCUCCCCCUCCCACCAUGCCUCCUCCCCCUCCCGCCGUGCCUUCUCGUCCUCCCGCGACUCUCGUCCUCCCGCCACUCCUUCUCUUCCUCCUUCAUCUCCCCCCCUGCCUCCCACCAUUUCCCCGCCUGCUUCCCCUAUUUUCCCCCUCUGCUCCUCUUUCCCCAUCUUCUCAACUUUCCCACCUCCGCUCCUUUUCCCCCUCUGCUUCUCUUCUCCCCCUCUUCUCCUCUUUUCCCUCACUGCUCCUCUUUCCCCCCUCUGUUCCUCUUUUUCCCCCCUACUUUACUUUCCCCCUCUGCUCCUCUUUCCCUCUCUGCUCCUCUUUCCCCCCUCUGCUUAUCUUUCCCCCCUCUGCUUAUCUUUCCCCCCUCUGCUUAUCUUUCCCCCCUCGGCUUAUCUUUCCCCCCUCUGCUCAUCCUUUCCCUUACUGCACCUCUUUCCACCCACUGCUCCUCCUUUCUUCCUCUGCUCCUGUUUUUCCCCCCUGCUCUCAGUUUUCCCCCCUGCUCUCAGUUUUCCCCCCUGCUCUCAGUUUUCCCCCCUGCUCUCAGUUUUCCCCCCUGCUCUCAGUUUUCCCCCCUGCUCUCAGUUUUCCCCCCUGCUCUUUUCCCCCCUGCUCUCAGUUUUCCCCUCCUCCUUAUCCGCGCUCCUCCUCCCCUCCUCCUUAUCCGCGCUCCUCCUCCCCUCCUCCUUAUCCGCGCUCCUCCUCCCCUCCUCCUUAUCCGCGCUCCUCCUCCCCUCCUCCUUAUCCGCGCUCCUCCUCCCCUCCUCCUUAUCCGCGCUACUCCGCCCCUCCUCCUUAUCCGCGCUCCUCCUCCCCUCCUCCUUAUCCACGCUCCUCCUCCCCUCCUCCUUAUCCGCGCUCUUCCUCCCCUCCUCCUUAUCCGCGCUCCUCCUCCCCUCCUCCUUAUCCGCGCUCCUCCACAUCCCUGCCUUCCCUCCUCACAUCCCUGCCUUCCCUCCUCACAUCCCUGCCUUCCCUCCUCACAUCCCUGCCUUCCCUCCUCACAUCCCUGCCUUCCCUCCUCACAUCCCUGCCUUCCCUCCUCACAUCCCUGCCUUCCCUCCUCACAUCCCUGCCUUCCCUCCUCACAUCCCUGCCUUCCCUCCCAUAGGUUCGGGGCCCCACUAUUUACGGUUGCGACACCACGUGUCAUACAGCCAGUAUGCAUAUGCAAAGCUGCAGGUUUUGCAUGCAAUCCUGCUACACACAGGGCAAAGCCAGGCCCGGGCAAUUUUGGCGACAUGA